This is a messenger RNA of Trichomycterus rosablanca, 4722 nucleotides long. RefSeq names its product KIAA0825 ortholog. NCBI's taxonomy places the organism in Eukaryota, Metazoa, Chordata, Actinopteri, Siluriformes, Trichomycteridae. Bases 81 to 3878 code for a protein of 1265 amino acids. The transcript is spliced from 20 exons. The record is from RefSeq and is a predicted model, not a curated record.
ACAAGGAUUAUAAUCCUCCUGGAUUGAAUAUAUUGGAUUGAAUAUAAAUUGGAGUACCUCACAACUUAUAAGGUUGCAAGAUGGAAUGGCAGGGUGACUUUUUACAUGACCAUACCUUUGUGGAGCUUCCAGUACAGGACAUGCUUGGUGGACUGGGUGAGGCAGACCUCCAGCUCCUUAUCCGGGAAACCGAAGAGAAGCUGCAGCUGAACGCAUGCAGUAUCGAACAGAACUUGCGGGAGCUGCAGGCUAAGAUUGGAGAGGCCUGGACUGGUGAGAAGGUGCCCAGUGCCACAGAAUGUCUACAGAGAUUCAGUCAGCGUAAUCUGGCUGUACUGAAACCUGUCUCCACUGGCCAUCAGGAACUACUGGACUUCCUCAAAUCACUGCAACAUCUGCUAAAGACAAAGGAGGCUCAUGAAGAGGCAGUUCUUCAGUUACUCUUGAACAUCUCCUCUCGGUCUGGUGUUGCCUUUCCCUCCUCCGGCUCUUUAACUGAGCAGAACCAGACCUCCAUCACUCCAUUCUGCUCUGUACAUGACAACCUCGCUCUGGAGGUCCAAGAAGCCUGGGAUGAUGUCCGGCUCCAUCUGAGGCGUCAUCUGUUGGGCAAGUUGUCCACAGAGGCUUCUAAAGCCCCCCAAAAGAUCCUCAUUUUGCAGCAGCUCUGCUUCUUGUAUCCUGAAUCAGACGUUGUGGAAAAGUACAGAGUUCUACGAAAAAAGGCAGUACUGGAACUGCUGGAGAGAACCCGGUCUUGUACGAAUGGAGAGACAGGAUUUGAAAGGCUGGCUCUGGUCUUCCAAGCUGCCAGCACUGAUGUUUGUGGAAUGCUUACUGAGGACGUUCAGGUUUUGAAUGGAAUAGCAAAGCAGCUAUGCAUCCUGGACUAUUUGAACCAGACGUACCUGAGCACAAUGGCACAGGAGCUGGGACUGCUUAUGGAGGAGGUGGAGGCGACUCUAAGGGACAGAACCAUGCACGGCGGGAGGAGUGGGAGGAGCUCAAGCAAGAAGACAACAGUAGCCCCUCAAGACCUUCCAGAGGGAGUCAGAAACUUCAACUUGACCUUUCACCAGCUGAGAUGCCUGACCCAGCUAGCUUCUACGUUGCUGGAGCUGGAGCGACGCGUGGAGCAUCUGGCAACCGAACUCGGCCAUUUUAACCAUCCAGGAGAUUUUGCAUGUGGUCUCAGAGGGUUGGCUAAGAAGGAUGAUUCAGAGAUGCCCACAGUGAAUGGUAGGACCUCUCCAGACCUGCUGCUGCAGAGCACAAAGGUGGUGUGUCUGGAGUUUGAAUGGAGGGCUGCAUUCCGGGCGCUGGUUCCUCAGAUGGUUCACUGUGUAAAGGUGGUUUUAGAAGAAGUGUGUAGAAAAAGUCUACAGCAGGAGAAGUGCACACACACAUCUGGCUCCACCAUCAUCCCACUGGUCCAGGCUCCCUUCAGUCCGGGAACUGAUGUCACGUGUUCAGAGAGAGACCUGCCCAGGAGGAUAUCAAAGUUCUGUGCAGAUAUAAUGGAGGAGAUGGACGCACUGCUCCCACUGGCUGUAGCAUGUAAGGAUGAAGCUCUGCGUCCUGUUCGCUUCUGCUUUGUAGAAGUGUGUGGACAGGUCAGCUUAAACCUCUUAACCAGGCUGGAAGAGAGAGCCAGUGAGGUUCCUCAUGCUUCACCUCUCAAGAACCUGCCCACUUUACUGGCUUCCAGCUCUUAUAUCAACCACAGACUGGUUUACUACCAAAGCCAGCUUGGGGACACCGGCCGCACGCCUCUGACUCUGCUGCCUAUCCCGAGGAGUCGAGAAGUGACGGAGGCCAUUCGUGAGCACCUGACCGACUACUGCGUUAAUGUGUGUGCCACCAGUAUACUGCAGGAUGCAGAGAGCCACUACUGGGCGGACGACAAGCCGUUUUACGAGGGUGAAAGGUGCUCCUUCUCUAUCCAGAUGUGGCAUUAUUUCCUCUCUGGUUUGCGCAGUGACCUGUGGUGCACAGUUUCUCCGCUAAUGGCGCAACAGAUUCUGGCACAGGUGUUGGCACGGACCCUGGAGCUUCUGCUUCAACGAUACUCCAGAGCCCAGCCCUCCUUCAGAAGACUCGCUCAGAUCAGGUUGGACAUCACGGCUAUCCUGCAGUGUGUGGAGCAGCUGAUGUGGAGUGUGUGUGGCAGUGUGGAGGAACUCAUCAGACCGAACCUGACCUCAGGAACCUGGGUAUCCAUCAUCCAUAGCCUGUGUAAUCAGCUCCUGAAUGUCCUGGUCAUUCUCACUGCUCCUCUACCAGAGGUCUACAGAACGUUUCAAAGCAAGUGUGUUGAUGAAUCUUUGAAGACCCUCACAGAGGCCGGCAAUGACCACCCAACCUUCUGGUUAAACAUCAUCAACCCAACACUCUUUCCACAGGAUUUGCUAAGGGACGGGGUGGAGAGUGAGUGCUCGGCGGUGUGGAUGCUAAAUCUGCUUAGCUCGGGGCCCGGCUGCGGUCCAUCUCAGAUCCUGGAGGCGGUGCUGCACCGUGACUGCUUACUGCUGCGGACGCUGAUCUCUCACUCCUAUCUGUGUGUGGACAGUGGGGUGGAGGUGUCUCCUGAGGAUCAGAACGCUGGUGCUGAGUUUGUAGAAGCUAUAUUCACUGUCCUAUCCUCUCUAAACAACUUCCCCAGGGCUUUAACACUGGUGCUUGAGGACUACCUGGACAAAAAACACCUCUGGGACCACUUUUACAGUUUAGCAGACGUGACUGAAGAAGAACCAGCUCUGUUUAAAAGAGUCAGAUGCGUUUUGUACAAACCCAUCAACAGUCUGAUAAGACACUUAGUAAACAUGAUGCAGGCAUGUGAGGAUCUUCCCAUCCCUCUUCUGAGACUACAGAUUCCUGAAAGUGUACAAGCCAAAAUCCCUAAAGAGUGGAAGUACACACCUCAGGAAAACAGGACCAGAGACUCGAGCAAAAACACCAUUAGUCUGAUCAUUCAAGCUCUGUCCUUCAUCUUCACCCACCUCCCGUCCUGCGUGCCCUCUGUCCCUCUGCCUGUUCGAUUCCUUUUCCACAUGGCUGAGAAGCACCUAAGUCAGCACACCAGGCAGCUAAAACCCACCGGUCUGCUUAUCUGGACACUGCUGAGCUGCCUGUGCCGUGGCCUGGAAGACGGUGAGAAUCUUGAGCUUGUAUCAGCACAAUCGUUGGAGCGAGGGGUCAAAGAGCGCUUGGAACUGCUGUCUGAGUGCCUGCGGGGGAGUCUGGGCACGGAGAAGGGCAUUCUCAAACCCAGUGUAAAGAAGAUUUUGCAGGGGCUGGAGGAAAGGGGGCCCAAGUGGAGCUCAACACAGCUGCAGAAAGCUCGUAAACUAUGUGCUGAGAGUGUGUUCAGACGGAUGGAGAAGAACCCGCUGCAGGAUGGAGGUGUACCCAGCGAACCGCCCGAGCAGAAAAUCAUGUCUGCACUGCUGGCGCUGUGCCAGUUAGCAGGUGGCAUUCAAAACCUGCAGCAGAUCCAUCACACCAUCCAGCUCAAUGAGGACUUGCUGAGGUCCAGGCUAACCUCUGCCGUAGACAGGGAGUCCAUUCCUGAGGAACAGUCGGCUGCUCUGUUUUCAGCAGCGAGUGCUCAAAGCGGCCCACCCGUCUUCAAACCUCUGUUUUACUUCAAUCACAUUGGCCAGGCUAAGUUUGAUCAGGCAUCUAUGAGUGAAAGGGAGUGGGACUGGGCUCGACUGCUGCCGGCCUAUCAGAGACUGAGCCAGGUGACCUUCACAGAUCUGCUGGCUAACAGGUGGGAGAUGCAGGACAAUUCACCACUCGAAGAUGAAGAAAAGAUUUUUGUGGAUCAUCUAAAGAAAACAUAUUUAAGUCAAGCUCCUGAAUCUUCCUCAGAAUGACCUGAAUUUACUACAUUGUUUCUUUUGUAUCACCUAUAGAUGUUGUUUCACAUAAUAGAAUUAUUAUGUAAAAUUGAUGUCACCCAAAGCAUUUUGAUAUAUGAUGGGACUGUGUUAUAUAUGUGAUAUAACUAUGUGCUAUAAUUCUAUUUUUUUAAAGAGGCAGAAUGACACGAGGCUUGAUAAAUCUGUUUGAUUUUAAAUGACAAGAUCAGUUAGUGUGACCUUUAUGGGAAAAAAGCAGAUAUAUUUAAAAGCCCAAACCUAAUGUCUAUAUUACAGAAAUAAAUAGUUUAGGUGAUUUUAGGUAAGUGCAUUUCUAGGGAAUUUUACAAACAAUUCAUUUAAUCCAAUCCAUUUAGUCAUUGGUUGGGUUACUGUCGAUAAACAAUGUGUACAAGGUGUGAAUACACACACAGCCAGUCCAUUACAAGGCAUCCCACACUUACUUAUUACCUUACUUACUUAAUUACUUGCCAAGGGGCAGGAACUCAUUUUACCUGUCAGUGUUUUGUAGUGGUGAGAAAACCAGAGUACCCAAAGGAAAUCCACAAAGACAUGGGGAGAGCAUGGCAAACAGUUUUGGAUUGUAUUGUCAAAAUGUGUUUAGAUUUUUUAAAAGCAUUUUGACCAUGUAAUAUAUUUCUAUAGCUUACAUUGUUUUUACUAUGAUUUUUCAGAAAUGUAAAAUUAUUUAAUCAUGAUUAAACUUUUUUGAUAGGACAGAAUGGAAGCAAAUAAAGUGUGCUGGUUUUACUGACAGGCUACAAAUCACAAACUUGUGUAUUUUUCUCUUUAGAAAUGUUUGUACUCAAUAUAUUUUCAAUAAAAAUCCUUAAUCUGG